This is a messenger RNA of Bubalus bubalis (water buffalo), 2476 nucleotides long. RefSeq names its product butyrophilin subfamily 1 member A1-like. The record is from RefSeq and is a predicted model, not a curated record. Gene Ontology annotation, molecular function: protein binding. Lineage: Eukaryota; Metazoa; Chordata; Mammalia; Artiodactyla; Bovidae. The coding region runs from base 411 to 1382 and encodes 323 amino acids. The transcript has 20 exons.
UUCCCUCUCAGCUAUCUCCUUUCCUUGUGCUACACUUAUGUCCCUGUUGGUUGGAGUACAUAGAAGAGACACAAGUGAGUGGUCUAACUAAUGCUUCUAGGGCUUCAGUAUUUCAGAGAAGGCUUAAAAGGAGAAGAGAAAUGUCCAGUGUAUGCUAAGAAACUGAUAUUUUCUGUCACUGAUUAAGCCAGGAAAGAAGCAAAGAAAAACUUUGUUUUCUACAUAGAAGCCAACUAAGAAAUCUCUGGGUUUCCAUUUUUCAUAUCUUACAUUAUGAUUAAAUUAUUCCGUAUCACUUCAGCUGCUCUUCUAAUCGGCACGCUAACUUUGUCUUAUCAAGGCAUCUCUCAGAAGCCUGGAGGAAGUGGUUUGUCAGGAAAUUGCUCAGAAGCAAAAGAAGAAAAAUUUUCAUGGAAAAUAUAACUUUAAUUGUGUUUGGAAUCGGAAUCAUUGUCAUAAUAAUAAUAAAUGGAUUUCUCUGUUAUCGCAUAAAAAGAUACAAAAAACGGGGUUUUUACCAAGGACACUCAGAUCAACUUUUGCAAACACCUGGGAAGAGUGAACAGGAAAGAGAUCAACUUUUGCGUAUACCUGAUGCAGUAGCAGUAGAAAAUGAAGAACCUUGGAAAGAACUAGGAAAGAGUAAACAGGAAAGAGAUCAAUUUUUGCAGACACCUGAUGCAGUAGUAGUAGAAAAUGAAGUACUUCGGAAUAAACUAGGGGAACUUCAGAAUGAAAUUGGGAAACUUCAGAAUGAAAUUGAUAAGAGGAAGACUCAAUACAAACAUGCCUGGAGGAAUGUACCAUUAUACCCUGAUUGGAGGAAAGAAGAAUUCAAAGCUGUAAAUAUGACCCUGGAUGCAGCCACUGCUCAUCAUGCCCUCCUCCUGUCUGAAGAAGGGAGACGAGUUUUCUGGCAAGAAACGUAUCAAGAAAUUCCCAGCUCCUCUCAGAGAUUCAUUUCCAUUCCCUGUGUGCUGGGUCAAUUGCGCAUCAUCUCAGGGAGAUACUCCUGGGACGUAGAGGUUAAGGGUGCCUGUUCCUGGGACCUAGGAGUUUGUAGGGAUAAUGUAACAAGGAAGGGGAGGGUCACAAUGUCCCCAAAGAAUGGUUUCUGGGCCAUUAGGUUCUAUGAGGGGGAGUAUUGGGCCCUCACCUCCCCAGAAACCCAUCUUACUCUAAGAGAAAAACCCUUUAUUGUGAGGGUAUUUCUAGAUUAUGAGGCUGGAGAUGUAUCUUUCUAUAAUAUGACAGAUGAAUCCCACAUCUUCACCUUUCCCCAGACUACCUUCUGUGGUGUCCUAAGACCACUUUUCAGACUUUGGUCCUCUGAGUCAGGAUCCCUAACCAUCUGUGCAGGUGAAGAAUGUGAGAUGCUGUAAUUCAUAUGUCUACCCCACUCCAUGAGAAAUGAUUACUUUGAUCCCCAAUGAAAAUCACAGUUCUCCCCCAAUGAGAUACAAAUAGAUAUUUUUCUUAUUCCUUACUUGUUCAUUCUCAAGAUGAAGCUCUGGACACAGACUGAUGAUUGCCUCAUAUCAAUUCUCCCUUCUUAUUUAUUUUAUCCUUCUUUAUUUAUUUAUCCUUCUUAAUUUAUCCUUCUUAAAUCUUCUUUAUUUAUCCUUAUUAUUAUACUUUCCUAUGACAGCUAAUAUAAUAUAAAUAUUAGAUUUCCUUAUCUCCUCUACUGAAAGUGAAUAAAUGAUGAUGCUGUAUAUCAGCUGAAUUAUAAGGAUGUGUCCUUAAAGGUAAAUUGUGCCUUUCUAUUCUUCUUUACUUUCUGCUGGCUGUAAUAUAUCAUGAUGGCUAGAACUCAAAAAUUAUAUGACAUGUAAUACGACAUGGAUGGUGGAGAAAUUAAAAUGAACUGGGUUUUUGACAAUUUCAUGGGGCUACUCUAUUACCCAGUCCUAGAAUUCUUUUCUGUGAGACAUAAACUUAUAUCUUUAAUCAACUUAUAUGUUGGAUAUUUGUCACUUGUGAUUCUUCCCCUUACUGAUGCACUCUCCCUUUUAAGUUUGGCAGCAGAUGACACCCACAAUUGAAUAUGCAGGUGAAACUGGAGGUGUAAAGUUCUGUACUUAUCACUUAACUACUCCUACUCCUCCAGUGUGUCAGUCUCAUUAAGCCCCUUUAUUUCUUCUAAUUCAUCAGUCACUCCUGACUUCAUACCCUUUCCUAUUUAUGUAUCGUGGCUAAUAAUUUCAAGUAUGUUCUUAUUAAUAAAUAAAACUCUUGUUGUCACUGUCCUGUCACAUCAACCUGGAAAAAUUCCAAAUAUGAAUUGAUCUAAUUGUCCACUUCUCAUGUUGGCAAUUUAUUGUGCAAUAACAAUUCAUGCAAAUGAGUAGAUUGCUUUCCUAUACAUGUGUAAUCACCGAUCAACUCUUGCACACUAGUAUUAUCUGGUAAUGCUCCUAUGCAUCUCUGCUGCUGCUGCUGCUAAGUCGCUUCAGUCGUGUCCAACUCUGCGUGA